This is a messenger RNA of Anopheles arabiensis, 1917 nucleotides long. RefSeq lists its product as uncharacterized. The coding region runs from base 244 to 1803 and encodes 519 amino acids. Gene Ontology annotation, cellular component: nucleus. NCBI's taxonomy places the organism in Eukaryota, Metazoa, Arthropoda, Insecta, Diptera, Culicidae. The transcript has a single exon. The record is from RefSeq and is a predicted model, not a curated record. Gene Ontology annotation, molecular function: zinc ion binding.
UUUGACGCAUUUUUCAAUAUGGCGAUGUUGAAACAAAAGUGAACUUUGUCGGGAAAGAAGCGCGGCAUAAAUUUUCCUUUACUUUCUACGAAAAGUGCUUCAAAUAUUGUGUUAUUGCUUCGUUGCAGGUGCGAAAGUGAAAUUUUGCAUAAGAAACUGUAACAAAACUGUUUGUUAAGCCGUAUAUAUAUCGUCUGCUUCGAGUGUUCUUACUGCGUUUGUUUGUAAACGCGUCUGUUUUUGAUGUACAUUCGCUACAAAAACGCAAAAUUCAACAUGUACAACAAUUCUAACGGCAGCGUCGAGAAUUCAGACUCGACCGCCAACGCUAAUAAAGAAGAUAGCGCUCACGUCGAAAGUAAAAGAGAGGUGAUAAAGGUGGAUAAAUUGCAUGAUGCUGAAGGCAAGGAAGAUUUCAGUGAAGAAGUGGAGCAUGAAGAGGAAGAAGAAACGUUAGACCAAUCUCAAGGUGACGCGGUGGAGACUGAGGAAAUCAUUACAGAAACGUUGGAAAAGGGCGCCGAAGAUGCAGAGCAUUUGGAAGAAGUUGAAGGUGACCAAGUGGAAGAAGAUAAUGUAGAACCACUGGAAGAAGUUGACGAUGCAACCGGUGCUAAACCGUCAAAAGUUAAACAGACGCAUCAAGAACUGUCCGAUGCGGAGGAUGAUAAGAAGAUCACUAUCGAGAUUUUGAAAAGCGAGCCUAAGGAAAAGUUGGACACCACAGCAAACGUUUCGCGUGAAGAAAAAUCCACCAUCGCCCUGGAUAUGUGCCGGGUGUGUAUGGGGACCGAAGAGCUGUCAGAUAUUUUCCAAUUCGAUGGGCCUGUCCGUGUGAGCGAUAUCAUAAUGAAGGUUUGCACUAACAUUCGUAUCACGGCACGGGAUCAUCUGCCGCACAAAAUAUGUGAACAAUGUCUGGGACAGGUGCGUAUCGUGAACGAAUUCAAGAACCGAUGUGAAGCGUCAGAUAAAGAACUGAGGAAGAAUUUGAAGAGAAGUACCAACAAAAGUCGCCGACAAAGCGAAGUAAUUGUGGUUAAUUGCCCGAUGUCCGACUCGGAUAAAGACGACGAAGAACCAGUCGAUGAUGACGAAUAUAAGGUGUCACAAUCGGAGGUAGAAUCGGAACCGGCCACAUCGGAUGACAGCUUUUCGCCACCCAACAAACGUAAACGCACUCCGAAACGAAGGGUCGGCCGUCCUCCCGGCAGAGGUAGACCGGGACGCAAGCCCAAGAACAUGGUCGUUAGUACGCCAAAGUUUGCAGUGAAACGUGGUCCGGGUAGGCCUCCUAAGUAUCCAAAAACAUCUAGCCUGACAAACAUUGUGUACAUAGAAGCACCGGAAGACAGCUCCAGUUCAGGCGAGGAAGCAGAAGUGACACCUAAACGACGAAAGCGGGGAGAUAAUCCGUGCCCCAAAUGUGACGAGGUACUUCCCAGUCAGCUUGCUCUUAAACAGCACUUGAAAACACAUCCCGGCGAUCGGUUCGAUUGCGACCGCUGUGCUCUUUUCUUCAGAACGGAAAAGGCGCUAUCAAAUCACAUCGAGCGCCACAAAAAAGCGGAUAAAAUUCGGGAGGAAAAGCGAAAGGAGCGUGAACAACGCAUCGAGCAGCGGUCUAGAUACACGCCAAAAUCUUCGGAUGCUGAGAAAUCCAAAUUGAUCAGCCCACAAGGUUCGGCAACUGCGGAAAAGAAGAAAAAAUCCGAGCCGUCGGCUGCCAGUAGCGGCAGAGAUCUGUUCAAGUGCGUAGCACCUUUGACGUCCACCUAUUGGAGUGAUAGUUUCUCCGAUUAAUUACCCGUUUCGUUGUGCGAAUAAAUCAUCGAUUUUGCCAGCGAUUGGCCAGCGAAUGAGGUAAGAUUAUUUUGUUUUAAUUAUGUGUGAUAGGACAAAAAGAUAAACACAUAC